AUGUCGGCGACACCCGCUCCGCCCGAGGAUCAGGCGCGGCUGCUUGAGGAUGCCUUGAUUGCGGUGCGCCAGCAGACUGUGCUCAUGCGCAAAUGUCUGGAUACCCCAGGAAAGCUCAUGGAUGCGCUCAAGUGCUGCUCGACCCUGGUAUCAGAGCUUCGAACGAGCAGUUUGGGACCCAAGCAGUACUACGAGCUUUACAUGUCCGUCUUUGAUGCUUUGCGAUAUCUGUCUGUCCACCUCCGCGAGAACCACCCACACAACCACCUUGCCGAUCUCUACGAGCUUGUCCAAUAUGCUGGCAACAUCAUUCCCCGCCUGUACCUCAUGAUUACCGUAGGCACUGCCUACAUGGCGAUUCCCGAGGCUCCGGUCAAGGAGCUCAUGAAAGAUAUGAUGGACAUGAGCAGAGGAGUCCAGCACCCGAUUCGUGGCCUUUUCUUGAGGUACUAUCUGUCUGGCCAAGCAAGAGACUACCUUCCGACCGGCGAGGGUGACGGACCCGAGGGCAACCUACAAGACUCCAUCAGCUUUGUCUUGACCAACUUUGUCGAGAUGAACAAGCUCUGGGUGCGACUUCAACACCAAGGCCACUCGAGAGAUCGAGAACAGCGAACGCGCGAGCGCAGAGAGUUGCAGCUCUUGGUGGGUAGCAACAUUGUCCGGCUGAGCCAAUUGGUAGAUCUCGAGACCUACAGCAAUGGCAUUCUUGGACCUUUGCUCGAGCAGGUCGUCCAAUGCCGUGAUGUCCUAGCUCAAGAGUACCUUUUGGAAAUCAUUACCCAGGUCUUCCCUGACGAAUUCCAUUUACAUACUCUGGAUCAGUUCUUGGCUGCAGUGUCCCGGCUCAACCCCCAUGUGAAUGUCAAGGCCAUUGUGAUUGGUCUAAUGGACCGCCUCUCGGCAUAUGCUGAGCGCGAGUCUCAGGCAGAGGCAAGCGACGAUCGCGGCAAGUUGGAGGAAGAGGCUUUGGCAGAACUGCUUGAGAAGAUUCGACUCGGAAAGGAGCAGCAAGAGACAAAGCCACCGGCCGCAGAACCUUCGGAAGAUACCAAUGGCGAUGAGCCUCAAAAUGGCGAUAGCUCAGAAGCACCAGCCAGUGAGAGCUCUGAGACAGCCCCCGAGGCAGCGCCGUCCGUCGCCGAGACAGAGUCUACCGCUGUAGAAACAGACGGAGAGCAAGCUGCAACGUCCCCAAAGAAGGAGCGUGGCAUUCCAAAGGAUGUCAAAUUGUACGAGAUCUUUUUCGAGCAGGUCAACAACCUCGUGGCAGUACAGCACCUUGCCAUACAGGACACCAUUGCUCUAUUGGUAUCUUUGACGAAUUUGGCCCUGAAUAUUUACCCCAAUCGCCUGGACUAUGUAGAUCAGAUCCUCGAAUACGCAAACCGCAAAGUCCGAGAGCAUGCAAACAGCGCUGAUCUACACUCGCCGCCUGCGCAACAAAGCCUGUUGGCUCUGCUACAGGCACCUCUCAAGAGAUACGUUUCCAUCUUUACAGCACUAUCACUUCCGACAUACGUGCCAUUGUUCCAGUCGCAAACCUACCCAACCCGCAGGGCAGUAGCUGGCGAGGUUGCAAGAACGCUACUACGAGAUCAUACUCUCAUCUCUACUCCAUCUCAGCUAGAAAAUGUUCUAGAGAUUCUAAAAGUCCUCGUCAAGGAGGGUUCUCAGCCGCCAGCUGGCUAUCCCGGUGGCCCACAACGGCGGGUUGUGGAAACCGAUGAAACGAUUGAGGAGCAGGGCUGGCUUGCACGACUCGUUCACCUGGUGCAAAGCGACGACAAUGAUACCCAGUUUAAGCUGCUGCAAAUGGUGCGCAAAUCGUAUGCUGAAGGUGGUGAGCGCAUCCGUACAACCACACCGCCAAUCAUUACAGCUGGCAUGAAGCUGGCUAGAAAGUUCAAGGCUCGAGAGCACUAUGAUGACAAUUGGGAGACACAGUCGUCUGCUCUCUUCAAGUUUAUGCAUUCCGCCAUAUCAGCACUGUACGCCCGCGUAAAUGGAUCAGGAACGGCCGAGUUGGCCUUGCGACUGUUCACUGCCUGUGGACAAACUGCCGAUAUUGUUGGUUUUGAGGAGGUGGCCUAUGAGUUCUUUGCCCAAGCCUUUACCGUCUACGAAGAAGCGAUUAGCGACUCCAAGGCCCAGUUCCAAGCAGUCUGUGUGGUCGCCAGCGCCCUCCACCAGACGAGAAACUUUGGCCGUGAAAACUACGACACUCUUAUUACCAAGUGUGCCCUCCAUGGCAGCAAGCUGUUGCGCAAGCCCGAUCAGUGCCGUGCUGUCUACCUUGCCAGUCAUCUUUGGUGGGCCACGCCUAUUGCAGCCACCGAGGAGUCAGAGGAGGGACUUUACCGCGAUGGAAAGCGUGUGCUGGAGUGUCUGCAGAGAGCGCUGCGGGUAGCCGAUAGCUGCAUGGAACAAGCUGCUUCUAUUGAACUCUUUGUCGAGAUCCUAGACCGUUAUGCAUACUAUUUCGAGCAGCAAAACGAGUCGGUUACCACAAAAUACCUCAAUGGUCUCAUUGAGCUCAUCCACUCGAAUCUGAGCACAAACCAACAGGAUUCAGCCAGCGUAGAGAGCAGCAAGAAGCACUUUAAGCAGACGCUAGACAAUAUAGCUAGCAGGGGAUGGGAAGGUGUUGUGUUAUACCCGCAGAAAUGA
Messenger RNA from Pestalotiopsis fici W106-1, 2670 nucleotides. RefSeq lists its product as uncharacterized. Bases 1 to 2670 code for a protein of 889 amino acids. The record is from RefSeq and is a predicted model, not a curated record. Gene Ontology annotation, cellular component: late endosome; retromer complex; retromer, cargo-selective complex. Lineage: Eukaryota; Fungi; Ascomycota; Sordariomycetes; Amphisphaeriales; Sporocadaceae. Gene Ontology annotation, biological process: retrograde transport, endosome to Golgi; intracellular protein transport. The transcript has 3 exons.